Messenger RNA from Patiria miniata (bat star), 1498 nucleotides. RefSeq names its product E3 ubiquitin-protein ligase TRIM56-like. Gene Ontology annotation, cellular component: nucleoplasm; chromatin. Bases 29 to 1498 code for a protein of 489 amino acids. Gene Ontology annotation, biological process: positive regulation of DNA-templated transcription. The record is from RefSeq and is a predicted model, not a curated record. Gene Ontology annotation, molecular function: ubiquitin-protein transferase activity; zinc ion binding. Lineage: Eukaryota; Metazoa; Echinodermata; Asteroidea; Valvatida; Asterinidae. The transcript has 2 exons.
ACAAAACUUGAUUCUUCAAAAAGUCAAGAUGGCAUCUAGUGUUACAGCUCAAUCAGUGUUGGAGAAGAUUAGUGUGGAUCAUCUGGAAUGCUCCAUCUGCACCAACCGUUUCAGGCAGCCCAAACUGCUGGACUGUUUGCAUAGUUUUUGCCUGCAAUGCCUCCAAAAGCUCAGACAGAGCCAAGAUCCUAGUGGUACAAAGCUGACAUGUCCUCUAUGCAGACGUGAAACCAUGUUGAAAGGGUCUGGGGUUGCUGAUCUCCCUAAUAACUUUGCAUUCAGUGCUCUGGUGGAGGAAGUUACAAUGCAGGAAAAGCUACUGGAAGGUCAAGGGUCAGAGAUCAAAUGUCAAAACUGUAAAGAGGAGAAUCAGGCCAUUUCAAGAUGCAUGGAUUGCGAUCAUUUCCUCUGUCAAGAAUGCCAAAAGGCUCAUGAACGUAUGACUGUCAUCAAUUCCCACAAAAUCUGUACACUGGCUCAACUUCAAUCAGGAGAGAUUGUCUACAAGAGUAAAAUCAGAGAAGAAGUUCCCAAAUGUGGCAAGCAUCCAGAUCAGAAUCUCAAUGUCUAUUGUAAUACAUGUGAGCAAGUCAUAUGUCUCAUGUGUACUGUUCUAUAUCAUGAAAAACCAAAUCACUCUUGUGUUGGCUUACCUGAGGCUUUUGAGAAAAGUAAGAAAAAGGUAGAAAAACUUGUUGCAAAAGUUGGUCAAAGCAAAACAGAACUGAACACCACCAUAGAGAAGACUUGCAUAUCUCGCAAGAAACUUGACACCAUGUUUGCAAACACCAAAAAGAAAAUCUCAACAAAAGCUGACCAAGAGGUUGCCAAGAUCCGACAGGAGGAGCAGAAACUGUUAAAAGAGACUGACAGGAUUUACCAAGAGAGAAUCACAACAUUUGAAGCUGCUCAAGCUACAAAUAGCAAAGAGGUGACACAGACGGAGCACAAGCUGGAGGAGGUGAAACAACUCAUGAAUCAAGCAAGUUGCUAUGAGAUUCUUGAACUUCAACAGAAGCUCUUGCAUAACCUCAGUGAAUUGACAGGAAAACAGCCAGAGCAAGUUCCUGACAAGUUGACCUUCAUGGAUUUUGAAGAAGGUGAGAGGUCACUUGGGAGACUCACUCUGGAGGAAGAACCAAAGGCUGCAACAAAGCAAUCACAAAGACCUGGAAGAUCAUGUGCAGAGGAAAAAUGGGAACUGAAGACUGAUUUCAAGAACUUUGGAUUAACAAAUAUAUCUACAUGCUUAUCACGGGUUGCAGCACUCUCUAGCAAUAAAGUACUUGCACUAUCCAAUGCAAUUUUUAGUGAACAUGCAAUAUUUACAGUUUCAAUUCCCAAUAGUCAUCAGAAACAAUCUCCUAUCACACAAAGGCUACAAAUCAAUGGCCUCCAAAAUAAUGGAUGUGGUUAUACACGGGGCAUCACAUUCACAUCAAAUGGUGAUCUGGUAGUGGCUGCAGGACAGUCUGUAAAGGUCUAUCACCAAGUGUAA